AUGUCUGUAGUGGACCUUGGUAGCCGCAUCCUGCAAGUGCUACAACCCACUCCAGCAGACAAUGGCGAGACUGAACUGUUGCCGUCCUUCACGGUGGCCAAGGCGCCAUUGACCUUACAUCGUUUCAUCCAAGGCGUGGGCCAUGUUGCGUCCAUGCCAGAUUCUAUGAGAAUAGUAGUAGCCGGGGAUAUGAUACAAUUGGCAUUGAAGACACCGCAUCUUAUGCAUGCUGUCUUCGGCAUAGCCAGCACAUUUUCGUUCCACGAAAAGUCACACAAAGUUGCAGAAGCAUAUCAUUGGCACAAUGCCAUAAAGUUAUACAAAAAGGAAAUCGAAGGCCCAAUUGGAUUCCACAAUAUGGACGCCCUCAUGUCCACCUGCAUGCUGAUGGGAAUUUUAUCCUUCUCAGAACCCAAAUACGAUCCCCUCGAUUCAUGGGUUUUCACAUCGAAACCCACCGAUCUCAAUUGGCUUUUAGUGCAAAGUGGACUUCGGUAUCUCAUCGAGUCGACUAUCCCGUGGCUACCACAGAGCAUUUGGUGGAAGUUCUUCAUGGAGUCGGACGACAGGGAUAAAACCUUUGACGACCAUCGGCCCGGGCGCGUCGGCCUCGACCCCGAACUUGCGGACUUGUGUGAGAUUGGCUCAACGACGACGGAAGACGAUAAUCCGUACCUAUGGCCGUUGAGGUUAAUCACUCCGCUACUCAGUCUUCCAAUGGUUCGCGAGCACUUCAGCAAGUUCAAUAGUUUCAUGGGCAGACUCGAACCGGAUUAUGUCCAACUUUUGCACCAAAAAGACCCCAGAGCGUGCCUUAUUAUGGCGAUCUGGAUGGGUAAGAUGUGCGAACAGACAGCUUGGUUCAUAUAUCCCCGAAUGCAAGCCGAAUGCACAGCCCUCUGUAUGUUUCUCGAGAACAGCGAGGAUCCGAGGAUCUUGAAACAACUCGAGCGUCCAGCGUCUGCAUGUGGAUACACCUUGCACCACACGCGCGUUGAAGAAUUGCUGGAUCUAGAUCUGUCAAUGACGAGCUUUGACGAAAUAGAGGGCCUCAUUGGAAUUGAGAAUGCCGACCAGAGCUGGCUAGCGAUGGAGAAUGCUCUCGUAUGA
Molecule: messenger RNA, 1110 nt
Organism: Uncinocarpus reesii 1704
Lineage: Eukaryota; Fungi; Ascomycota; Eurotiomycetes; Onygenales; Onygenaceae
Exons: 2
Coding region: 1-1110 (369 amino acids)
Biological process (GO): regulation of transcription by RNA polymerase II
Molecular function (GO): DNA-binding transcription activator activity, RNA polymerase II-specific
Source: RefSeq, a predicted model, not a curated record